Messenger RNA from Bipolaris maydis ATCC 48331, 279 nucleotides. Lineage: Eukaryota; Fungi; Ascomycota; Dothideomycetes; Pleosporales; Pleosporaceae. The record is from RefSeq and is a predicted model, not a curated record.
AUGAUUUCUGCACUGCCGAUUCCGGAUCUGGGGUGCGCCACUGGUGAGCCUCGUUAUGUUAAUGGUUUGGGCGGCAGUGGGGAAGAUGGUCGGCCUGUUCAGUGGGACCCAACUAGAGGCCCGCUGGUGCCUGCGAGGGGUGACUCCACACCCAACGGUAAUAUACAAGUUGGAAACGGUGCAGCUAUUGGAAGCAGCAGCAGCAGCAGUAGCAGCAGUCUGUGUUGCGCCUGUGAUGAUAAGUAUUCGCAGUCUGCGCUCCUUCAUGUAUCGUUAUGA